CCGAUCCACCAAUGUUCACAGCUCGGCCGGAGCCCGUCGUCUUCCCGGCUCCAGAUCCACGGGAUUUUUAGCUCUCCUAACCGCCCCACAUCGGGACAGGACCGCGCUUAAGGGGGAAAAUGUCUAGUGACAGGCAGCGAUCAGAUGACGAGAGUCCGAGCACCAGCAGCGGCAGCUCGGAUGCAGACCAGAGAGACCCGCCGGUAGCCGAACCAGAGGAACAAGAAGAGAGAAAACAGCCCACAGCAACCCAACAGCAGAAAAAGAAUAAUAAAUUAUCCAGCAAAACGACAGCCAAACUGUCUACCAGCGCUAAAAGAAUUCAGAAGGAGCUAGCUGAAAUCACCCUGGAUCCUCCUCCCAACUGCAGUGCGGGACCCAAAGGAGACAAUAUAUAUGAAUGGAGGUCCACCAUCCUGGGUCCUCCUGGCUCAGUCUAUGAGGGUGGAGUCUUCUUCUUGGACAUCACCUUCUCCUCAGACUACCCCUUCAAACCACCAAAGGUGACGUUCCGCACCAGGAUCUACCACUGCAACAUCAACAGCCAGGGCGUUAUCUGCCUGGACAUCCUGAAGGACAACUGGAGCCCCGCCCUCACCAUCUCCAAGGUGCUGCUGUCCAUCUGCUCCCUGCUCACAGACUGCAACCCAGCGGAUCCCUUGGUUGGAAGCAUAGCGACUCAGUACCUGACCAACAGAGCGGAACAUGACAGGAUAGCCCGACAGUGGACCAAGAGAUAUGCUACAUAAGCCGCGGGUCCGUCCCUUAUCCCCCCACCACCCCCGCCCCCCCACCUGCUGCCGUGUAAAGAUCCCCGAGGCAACUUUACAACGUGAAACAAAUCUUUAUAGCCUUUACAACUCGGACUUCUGUGUACAUGUUAUACUGAUUCUGCUCUGUGCUUUUACCCUGGAAGACUGCGAGACACCCCUGAAGGUGAAGGCAGCCGGAGUAGAGUUUUGUAGCUGUAGAUUUAGUUAUGUAUAAAUGCCUACUUGCAAGUCUUGCUUCUUUGGGAUAUAAAAAUGUAUUUUGUGAUGUAAUAAGGAAAUUGUUCCUAAAGUCAACCAAAUAUUAUGGUGCAUUUUAGCCUAAUCCAUUAUCUGUAUGAAGUUUAAAAAAAAAAAAGAACCUAGCUGUAGAUUAUUAGGAAUCCUGUCAUUUAUAUGAAACCCAGAUCCAUUUCCAGUUAUGUGGUACAUGCUGUUGUGAACUCUGUUUUACCUUUGUCGGUUUGUAAUGAAGAGAUUUCAUUGAAGCUUUUGUAGCCCAGCGAAGGUGUGUCACCACUGUAACAUCCCCAAACACAAUAAACUCCUCCCCCAGGGCCAGGUGUGCUGUGUAAACUCAUGGAUGACUGACACUGACCGCUGCCGUGCAAAUACCUCAGACAGUAGGCCA
This is a messenger RNA of Megalops cyprinoides (Indo-Pacific tarpon), 1401 nucleotides long. RefSeq names its product ubiquitin-conjugating enzyme E2 E3-like. Gene Ontology annotation, molecular function: ubiquitin conjugating enzyme activity. The transcript is spliced from 6 exons. NCBI's taxonomy places the organism in Eukaryota, Metazoa, Chordata, Actinopteri, Elopiformes, Megalopidae. The record is from RefSeq and is a predicted model, not a curated record. Gene Ontology annotation, biological process: protein polyubiquitination. The coding region runs from base 120 to 749 and encodes 209 amino acids. Gene Ontology annotation, cellular component: nucleus.